Molecule: messenger RNA, 10574 nt
Organism: Melanotaenia boesemani (Boeseman's rainbowfish)
Lineage: Eukaryota; Metazoa; Chordata; Actinopteri; Atheriniformes; Melanotaeniidae
Gene: plxnb3
Product: plexin B3
Exons: 43
Coding region: 2022-7700 (1892 amino acids)
Biological process (GO): positive regulation of axonogenesis; negative regulation of cell migration; negative regulation of cell adhesion
Cellular component (GO): semaphorin receptor complex
Molecular function (GO): protein binding; semaphorin receptor activity
Source: RefSeq, a predicted model, not a curated record
AGAUCACACACACACCGUCUGUGAAUAGCUGGAGGCGAUAUUAAUAAUCCAUAAAGAAUCUGUUUUCUCUCUAUCGGUCCCUGUGGAGGCAGCGCCGUGGCAACCAGCUGCUGCUUCACUUCCUGUUUUCACUUUUAUGUUACAGUUAAUUUACUGCAAACUUAAGUCUGUGUCUGAAAUGAGACAUCUGUAAAAUCUGGCUGCUCAAACCCAGUCUGACCCAGUCUCUACCAGUCUGACCCAGUCUGAACCAGUUUGAACUAGUCUGGCCCAGUCUGAACCAGUCUGAACCACUCUACACCCAGUCUGAACCAGUCUGAACUAGUCUGAACUAGUCUGACCCAGUCUGAACCAGUCUGAACUAGUCUGAACCAGUCUGUACCAUCUGAACCAGUCUGAACUAGUCUGACCCAGUCUGAACCAUCUGAACCAGUCUGAACCCGUCUGAACCAGUCUGAACUAGUCUGUACCAGUCUGUACCAUUCUACACCCAGUCUGAACCAGUCUGAACUAGUCUGAACCAGUCUGAACCAGUCUGACCCAGUCUGUACCACUCUACACCCAGUCUGAACCAGUCUGAAAAAGUCCGUACCAGUCUGAACCACUCUACACCCAGUCUGAACCAGUCUGAACCCAGUCUGUACCAGUCUGAACCAGUCUGAACCCGGUCUGUACUAGUCUGAACCAGUCUGUACCAUCUGUACUAGUCUGAACCAGUCUAAACCCAGUGUGACCCAGUCUGAACCCAGUCUGUACCAGAGUGUACCAGUCUGAACCCAAUUUGAACCAGUCUUUACCAGUCUGAACCCUGUAUGAACCCAGUCUGAAUCAGUCUAAACCAGUCUGUACCCAGCCUUUACGAAUCUGAAUCUGUCUAUACUACCAUAAUGUGGACCGACUGUCACAACCCGGUCAGAACUAGACCAGGUUCAGUUUCAGGAGUCCUGCACAGACUGGGGGAAACUCUCCUCCUGGUUAGUCAGGCGUGUCCCUCUGAUGGUUGAAGUUUCCAUGGAGACGGCUGAGGUUUCCAUGGAGAUGAAGAGUAGAGCAGAUCCUCAGAAAUACCAGUCUGGCUGUUAAAAAAUUCUUUUUGAUAUCGUCAACAUCCAAAACCACCCAGAACCAUCCAGAACUAUCAGAGCCAGAACCACCCAGAAUUAUCUUGAACUAUCCAGAUCCAACUAGAACUUCCAGAUCCAGAGUUCAGAGCAGUUUGUGGAUCAGAGGAUCUUCACUGACUGAUUCCUUUGCUCUGAACCAGUUUGGUUCUUGAGAACCAGACGCUCUCACUGAAUGCAGGUGGUGAACUUAAUUUGGGUUUUCUAGAUCUGGACCGGAUCAGAAAUGUGGACAGAAAGGAGGACAUGAUGCAACACGGGUUGACCCGGUCCAGCUGUCUGGUUUUCUGUUGGGAGGAAAAUGGAUGAGGUGUUCGGGGUUAAGGUCUAAGGAUCUGGUCCAGUCAAUUGGUUCUGCUGGUGUUUAUAAACUGACUUUAUAUGAAUGAAAUUCUGAUUAACUGGACCGAAGUGGACCGGGUCUUAGGACUUCGAUGGGUCGGUACUGUAGAAAAUAUGGAGUGGGUCAAAUGUUCUGGUUCAGGUUUGUUUGGACCCCUAAUCUGGUGGCUCUGGUUCUGGUUGUGUGUGUUGGAUCAGUCAGAACGGGUUCUGAGCUGUUAAACAGAACAGUUUGUCCUGAUGAGACUGGAAUGUAUGUGAGUGAGUGUGUGUGUGUGUGUGUGUGUGUGUGAGAGAGAGAGAGAGUGUGUGUGUGAGUAACAGGAAGUGGUCUCUGUGUGACACAAUGGCUGGUUCUUCUCGUCCUGCUGGGUCCGUUUCCUCUGACCUCUUCCUGUCAGCUUCCUGUCGUCCAGUAUCACCACACUGGGACUGGUUCUGGGCCAGAGACGUGCUGGUGAGUUGAACUGGUUAACGGAAACGUCUUCCUGAUGAAGAAAGUUCCUCCUCAUCAUCAUCCCAGCAGCACGUUGCUUCAAAAGGUGAAGAGGAGCUGCCAUGGUGGCCUCCUCCAUCCUCCCAUCUGUUCUUCUCAUCCUCAACCUCCUCCCCCACCCCUCCCGCCCAGCUGAUGCCUCGGUGCCGAGGGUGAUGCUGGACGGCUCCCCGCUGUCCCACCUCUUGCUGAACCCGGGGACGGGGCUUCUGUACGUGGGUGGAGUCGACCACCUGUACCAGCUGACGUCUGACCUUGAGGUGGUUUCUCACGUGAAGACCGGGCCUCACUUGGACUCUCCAGACUGUCUUCCUCCAAUCGUUGCCCAAGACUGCCACUCGGCUGCGUCAACUCAUAACCACAACAAGCUGCUACUGCUAGAGGAGGGGCAAGGGGCGGAGCCAGGCUGCCUCAUCGUCUGUGGUUCGCUCUUUCAGGGAAUCUGUGAGAAAAGGAGUCUGUCCAACAUCUCUCAGCUCGUCUAUCGGACCUCCAACCCCGUCGAUACUCAGUACGUUGCUGCCAACGACCCGCGAGUGUCCACCGUCGGCGUGGUGAUAACCACAAAGCGUAAACAGGAAGGAGGCGUGGCUGCUGGAACACUGCGCUUGAUGCUGGUUGGUCGAGGCUACACCAGCAAGGGUCCAGGUGACAUCCCACCAAUCACAACGCGGCGCCUGUUCCCAGUUAUUUCACCUCGCAGGGCGUUUUCUCAGGAAGAGGACCUCGGGAAGCUUGUUGUUGGAAGUUACUCUGAAUACAACAAUCAUUUUGUGAAAGCCAUUGCCCAUGGCAACCAUGUCUACUUCCUGUUCUCCCGGCGAGAUAUGUGGCACAAGAAGGAGUACCGGACGUACGCAUCACGACUGUGCGCCUCCGAUCGCAGCUUCUACUCGUACGUGGAGGUGCCACUGAUGUGCAAUGGUGGCUACAACCUGGCCCAGGGGGCGUGGUUAGGGAGCCACUCCAGAGAACCCGCCCUGUUCGUCGUCAUGGCAGCUGGGCAGGCAUCUACACCUGUAGCAACGAGUCGCUCCGCUCUUUGUGUUUACGGGAUGACUGAGCUGGAUGCCAUGAUAAGGAGAGCACAGGAAGUGUGUUACAGCCAGGGUGGACGAGGCAGCGGUGGACAGGAAGAAGCCUACAUCGAAUACGCCGUGUCGUCAAAAUGCCUGAAACUGCCGAAGGACUCUCUCUCAGAGUAUCCAUGUGGGGGGGAGCACACCCCCAACCCCAUUGCCAGCUCUUUGCCCCUGCAGGCUACACCCACCAUCACCCUGCCCACCCAGCUAACGGCUGUCACAGCUGCAACAGAGGCUGGACACACCAUGGCCUUCCUGGGAGAUCGAGAAGGACGACUACACAAGGUGUUGGUGCGUCCUGACAGGUCAGGUGACCUGUACGGCCACAUUUUGGUGGAUGAUGGCAGCAGCAUCAACGCUGACCUCCUAUUGGAUGAGAGCCAGCAGCAUAUUUACGUUUUAACCAACAGCAGGUUGUCAAAGGUUCCAGUUUCAUCCUGCGAGACACAGACAGACUGUCCGUCCUGUCUCGCUGUCAGAGACCCCUAUUGUGGCUGGUGUGUCCUGGAAGGACGGUGUUCCCGUAAACAUCAGUGUCAGCGCCACCUGCAGAUCAAUCAUUGGCUCUGGAGCUUUGAACCGACAAACCAGUGUGUCACAGUCCAGAGCCUGCAGCCAGCCAAUCAGAGCAAAGAAGAGCAGACACAGGUAAUAUUGUCAGUCAUCCAGCUUCCUGUCCUCCAAGAGCCAGAGUCUCUUUCCUGCGUCUUUGGGCAUCUCGCUCCUCAGCACGCCAUUGUCAUGGGAACAAGUGUCACCUGUCAAUCACCUGCACCAGCACUCCUCCCAGCCACGCCCACAGGAACUGAUCACAUGGUCCUGCCUGUGUCUUUGAUGUUCGGUCAUGUGACCAUCACUACGGGAAAGAUGACGUUUUAUGACUGUGAUGCUGUGACACGACUGAACCAGAGUUCCCAGUGUUUAUCCUGUGUCAGCUCUGUCUGGAGGUGUAACUGGUGUCCUCUGGAUCAACUCUGCUCUCACAACCACAGCUGUCCAAACCAGCACAUCGUCCUGAACCAGAAAGACGCUUCUGGUCCUACUUCCUGUCCUAUCAUUUUCUCCUUGAAGAGCCCUGCCUUAGUGCCCAUGGGCCUGAGCACGUCAGUGGUGCUGGAGGGUCGGAACCUGGACGUUUACACGGGUGAAGCUCAGUAUGUGUGUGUCGUUGAAAUCGAAGGAAUGCAUUUCAACCUGACAGCCGCCAUGGAGAAAACAGCUGACAACACACUUAUCUUCACAUGCAGCAACCACCAGUUUCAGUUUGCCAUCAAUCAGCUGCAGUAUUCAGCACCUGUAUACCUGUGGAGAGGACAGAGACGCAUCGACGCCUCUCCUGGACUCAGACUUCAGCUGUAUGACUGCUCAGCUGGCCAAUCAGACUGCUCCCAGUGCAGGGCGGUGCCUGAGGAGUAUGGCUGCGUGUGGUGUCCAGAAAACCCCGCCCCCAGCUGUGUUUACAGACUGUCAUGCUCCAGUGUACCUGCAGAUACCUGUCCGCCUCCUCAGAUCACAAAGGUUUUGCCUGUUUCCGGGCCUCUGGAGGGCGGCAUCCUAGUGACAAUUAUCGGAUCCAACCUCGGCAUGAGAUUCCAGGAUGUGGUGGGCAGAGUUACAGUGGCAGGUGUUGAGUGUGUUCCUCAGCUUGAAGGAUACCAGAUCUCCACCAGGGUUGUGUGUGAGCUACAGCCCAGUGGGAAGCAGAGGGAGGGACCUGUCUUUGUUACCGUGGGAACAACUCCACCUGGCAGGUCAACACAGAUCUUCACCUACCAGGACCCUCAGCUGUUGGACCUGGUUCCUGUUAAAGGUCCAGUCUCUGGAGGGACCAGACUGACCAUCAGAGGACGACAGCUUGUGACGGGACAGACAUCGGACCUGAGUGCCUUCCUGGGUCCACAGUCCUGCUACAUUGUGGGGGAAGUCACUGACACCAGGCUGGUAUGUCAGACUGGUACCAGUAAUCAGACUGGUGGAGUACCAGUUCGGGUUUUAUUUGGUAAAGCUGAGCGGACGGUUCCGAACGUUAACUUCCGUUACCUUGACGACCCCGUCAUUACUGAUGCCACUCCUGCCGAAAGCUUCUACGCUGGUGGACGUGUUAUCGUUGUGACGGGCAGUAACCUGGACGUGGUGCAGCAGCCAGUCAUAUCUGUGUGGGUGGAGCCUCUGGAGAUUCAGAGGGUGAAACGAAAAAGACGACUGACUCUCCUCACUGCGAAGCAGCAGCUGGUCUUCAACAGCACCAUGACAACGGUGUCAGAGCGCUGCUCGGUGGUGUCAGCCAAUCAGAUCAGCUGUCUGACCCCCGCAGUGACGCCAGAGCUCAAAGUUAAAGGUGUCUGGUUUCAGCUUGACAAUGUCAGAGUCCACUAUGAGAGCAUCAAGGGUAAAAGGUUCAUGUAUUAUCCAAACCCGCAGUUCUUUCUGCUGAACCGAGACGCUCCAGAUGCUCCGUACCGAUUUAAACCCGGAGGAGUGAUCGCUGUGGAGGGUCAGGACCUGACCAGAGCCAUGACCAGGAAGGAAGUCCAGGCACGGCUUGGAAAGCAGCCCUGUGAGGUCCAAACGCUGGACAGUACUCACCUAUACUGUCAACCUCCGGAGGUCCAACCAAUCAGUGAGGAUGAUGGCAGCAAGCUGCCCAGCCUAAAGGUGUUCAUGGGAAACCUGCAGGUGAACCUGGGUCUGGUUCAGUACGACAGUGACCUGUUGCUACCUCCUGUCCCACUGGCUGCUCAGAUCAGUUUAGGGACGGGAGCUGCCGUCAUCAUCCUAUCAGUGCUAGUCGUCAUCCUGAUUUACAGGAGGAAGAGUAAACAAGCUCUCAGAGAUUACAAGAAGGUUUUACUCCAGCUGGAGACUCUGGAGAUCAACGUGGGAGAUCAGUGCCGAAAAGAAUUUACCGACCUGAUGACAGAGAUGAUGGACCUCAGCAGCGACGUUGGAGGACCUGGACUUCCGUUACUGGACUACAAGACGUACACAGAGAGAGUCUUCUUUCCUGGCCAGCAGAUGGCGCCACUGAGCCGCCAGCUGGACCUGCCGGAGUCCAGGAGGCCGACGGUGGAGCAGGGCCUCCAGCAGCUCAACACCCUCCUCAACAACAGACUCUUCCUCACCAGGUUCAUCCACACCCUGGAGGCCCAGCAGGGCUUCUCUCAGAGGGACCGGGGCUACGUGGCCAGCCUCCUCACCUUGGCUCUGCAUGACAAGCUGGAGUACUUCACUGAGGUCAUGAAGACUCUGCUGCAGGACCUUGUGCAGCAGUAUGUCGCCAAGAACCCCAAACUCAUGCUGCGCAGGACAGAGACAGUUGUUGAGAAGAUGCUGACCAACUGGAUGUCUAUCUGUCUUUACUCCUUCCUCAAGGACGUAGCGGGGGAACCCCUUUACAUGCUCUACAGAGCCAUUAAGUAUCAGGUGGACAAAGGACCGGUGGACGCUGUGACCGGAAAAGCUAAACGGACGUUGAACGAUAGUCAUCUGCUGAGAGAUGACAUCGACUACAGUGCAAUGACUUUGACUGUCUUGGUGAAGAACGGAGUUGAGAUUCAGCCAUGUCCUGUUAAAGUUCUCGACACUGACACCAUCACACAGGUGAAGGAUAAGAUCCUGGAUCAGGUCUACAGAAGUGCUCCAUUCUCUCAGAGACCAGCAGCUGACAGUUUGGACUUGGAAUGGCGUUCAGGUCAGGCCGGUCAUCUGACUCUUUCAGAUGAUGAUGUCACAGCGGUCAUUCAGGGCCGCUGGAAACGGCUCAACACCCUGCAGCACUACAAGGUUCCCGAUGGAGCUACAGUAGCUCUGAUUCCGCGAUCUCAAAGUUCAGGAAUCCACCAGGUGUUUCAGAUGGGAGAGAAAACACCAAUGCUGGAGGGUGAUGAGGAGGAAGGUUUGCGCCUUUGGCACCUGGUGAAGAGCAGUGAAGAUCCAGAAAUCCCAAAACAUCGAAAGAGCAGCAUGAGAGAGCGGGAGAGAGCCAAGGCCAUACCUGAGAUUUACCUGACCAGAUUGCUGUCCAUGAAGGGGACGCUGCAAAAGUUUGUGGACGAUGUUUUCGUGUCCAUCCUCAGUACAAAGCGUCCUCCGCCGAUCGCCGUCAGGUUCUUCUUCGACUUUCUGGACGACAUGGCAGAGAAACAUGGAAUUGAUGAUCCUGAGACCGUCCACAUCUGGAAAACCAACAGUCUCCCUCUCAGGUUCUGGGUCAACAUCCUGAAGAAUCCUCAGUUCGUUCUGGAUGUCCAGGUAACAGACAGCAUCGAUGCCGUCCUGUCCGUCAUCGCUCAGACCUUCAUCGACUCUUGCACCACCUCUGAGCACAAAGUGGGCCGGGACUCUCCUGUCAACAAACUGCUGUAUGCCAGAGAGAUCCCACGAUACAAACAGCUAGUAGAGAGGUACUACAGCGACAUCCACAGCGCUGCAUCAGGAUGUUAUCAGGAGAUGAACUCCACCCUGACCGAACUGUCUGGAAGUUUUGCCUCAGGGAUCAACAAUCUUGUUGCUCUUCAUGAACUGUACAAGUACAUCAACAAGUAUUAUGACCAGAUCAUCAUGUCCCUGGAGGAGGACAUGUAUUGUCAGAAGAUGCAGCUGGCCUAUCGGCUGCAGCAGGUCGCCGCCCUGGUGGAGAACAAAGUCACCGACCUCUGACGUGUUACCUGCUGAAGAUGAGGAUGAAGAUGAGGGAGCAGGGACUGGAUCAGAGAAUCUGAUUGGACGACUGGAACACUGUGUCUUCCUGCUGAAUGUGUGUUUGUUAGUUUGGGACAUACAAGGUUUUAUUGUCCGACUCAGGAGAUCCAGAUUCUGUCACAUGGCAGCAGCAGUUAAACUCACUUUAAACCAACUAACCAGACAUUAACUAGUGUUAACUAAUGUUUACUAAUGCUAACUAAUGUUAACUAAGUCUAACAAUGUUAACUAAUGUUAACAUUAACUUGCGUUAAUAACAUAAAAUGACUCUUAAAAGGUUUAACAAGGUUAACUUAAGUUAACUAAUGCUAACUGAACCCAAACCAAUAAUGACAAUCUAACCAAUCAGAUCAGGGACCAUCAUCUCACCUGCUGCCUUGCACUACAUUUCCCAGAGUUCUCUGCUGUCUGUGAGUCAAAAAGCACAAGUUCAAUUCUUUUUACUCUGAUCACAGAUAUUGAUUAUUGAUCAGCUGGUGUUUGGGAGUUUAGCCUUUUUCUACUGAAGCAAGACUUCCAUCAGAUUUCAGAGUGAUUCCAGUUUUCCACAGAGUCCGUUUACAUGCCCGUCAUAAUCUGAUAACAGACAGUAAUCAGAUUACUGUCAGAUUAAUCAGAACUGACACGUCUACAUCCACUACCGAUAAGACUUUUUUUGUCCCACGCUGGGGAAAUUCAAACGUCUCCGCAUCUCCAGAGGAUGGUUUGUAUCGACGAGAAGCUGAAUGCUAGAAAAACAAACAAUUCUGAACAAAUUCUAGGGACUUUGUUCUAUAAAUGAAACGACGUGAGAAGUCAGCGGUGCAGAGGGAUGAAAGAGGAUCUACAAGUCUGCUGACUUCAUGCAGGGUGAGAGCUGUUGGUCAGGAUGGAUGUCAGCUUGUACGUGUCAUGGCUGCCACGCCUUCGCUGCGCGUGUCUGGCGUGUAGGCCGCUCGCGCUGAUGCGUGGUAACGUGUUGCGUGAACACAACAGGUCCGAGGCAAACACACGAACAGUUGGCAACAGACUGGAAGCGUUUUGGGUUGGUUGGUUGAUGCCCUGAAAAUGCAACGUGACCGGUACAUUGACCUUUCACUAAGUGUGGUGUACUGCCCCUAGUGGUGACCUCCAGUAUUGAGCAUUGUGGCCAUGCUUCCAUCACAGCGGCAUAGUGGAACGCUGACGUGUACGCUAGCCUUCACAGCAAGUGUAUCUUAGCCCUUAGCGUUAGCAGCUAAUGUGGGAGCUAAGAAGCUGCCUAAAGGUGAACGUUUUACUUUGUUUAUACUCCAGCAUCAUCCUGCUUUUCUUUUGUGUUCUGCUCACGUGAUGUCGUCGCCUUUUUUUUUUCACGGAAGAUGUCAAAAAGUCGGAAACAACUGAGUUUUUUACAUGCUGAGAUAAAAUGAAAUAAAUCAGACGUUCGGGUCGAUAUGCAGCAAGAGUGUCAGGGAGAAAUCUAUCCCAUUACUCUGGCUACACAUGUAAUAAUAACUCCAGAAAUCAGAUUAUUAUCAGAUGUUUUGUGAAUAUGUAAACAGACACAUUGAUUACACACACACACACAGACCAGGUGUGUGAACCAGGUGUGUGCGUGUGUUCCUGAUGUUGUUUUAUCUUGGACAUAAAACCAGAAACUGGAGUCAUCCUGAAGAUCAAACCUGCUGAUCAAAGAGCCGAUCAAUAAAAACAAUCAAACAUUUUUGGAGGAGCUAAACUGUGUGUGUGAGUGUGUGUAUGUGUGUGAGACAUAAACACUAACUUAUUGUGUGUACAUACUGUCCUGUUGAUAUUUAUUUAUCCCAGCUGUGCCUUCAGUUUUGCAGCUAGGUGGCACUGUUUGUUCAACAAGCAGCCUCGUGGCUCGUGUCCCAAGGCAUGAUGGGAAGUUAAAAUCAUUAAACUUUUACUAAACAAGGGAAAAACCAGCAGCAACAAACAGCAGGUGGGCUCGUCGAAGGACGGGACGAUGGAGUCAGUUAAAUGUGUUAACCAAAGUUUCAGAGCUUAACUCUCUAAGUCGUCAUGGUAACAGAUGCUGAAGACAUCACCGUGGUAACGAACACAUCAGCUGGUCUGUAGCAGAUUAUACUAUAUGUCCGUCCCCCUUAUUCUGUUCCACAUUAAAACGUUGUCAUGGUAACGAUUUGGCUCACUGCUGAUGGCUGACAUCAGAUCUACCAGAACCACCAGAUCAAGUUAUUUUGAUUGACCCAUUUAGAAUCCAACAUAAUUUCCAUUUGAAGUGUUCCUUUAACCUGCUCAGGGCCUGGAGUGGAGGCAAACAUGGCUGUUCCUGCAGUAGUGCCCUGGGGAAUAGCACAUUCAAGUGUAAUUGAACUACAUUUGAGCCAUUAAAAACAACACAUUGCUCCCUGUCUGACAUCACUUUUUAUUAGGUCAGCGGCAGAAUUUCUAUAAACCAUUGGCCCUAAAUUUCUUAAUUAGUAGGUCAUGGUCUAUAAUCAUGACCUAUCAAAACAGAGCUAAAAUGAAAAAAAUCACCCACCACUUGCUUUUUACUGAUGUGUCGUAACCAAUAAUAGCUUAAAGCAGUUACUUUACCAGGUCCAAUACCAGAUCCGAUACCAGGUCCGAUACCAGAUCCGAUACCUGGUCCGAUACCAGGCCCAAUACCAGAUCCGAUACCAGGUCCGAUACCAGAUCCGAUACCUGGUCCGAUACCAGAUUCGAUACCAGGCCUGAUACAAGGGCCGAUACCAGAUCUGAUACCAGGUCCGAUAAAGGACCCGAAACCAGAUUCGAUACCAGGUCCGAUACCAGACCUGAUACCUGGUCCAAUACCAGGCCCAAUACCACAUCCGAUAAGAGGUCCAAAACCAGGCCUGA